This is a messenger RNA of Capsicum annuum, 852 nucleotides long. RefSeq names its product agamous-like MADS-box protein AGL17. The record is from RefSeq and is a predicted model, not a curated record. Gene Ontology annotation, biological process: regulation of transcription by RNA polymerase II. Bases 1 to 852 code for a protein of 283 amino acids. Gene Ontology annotation, molecular function: DNA-binding transcription factor activity, RNA polymerase II-specific; RNA polymerase II cis-regulatory region sequence-specific DNA binding; protein dimerization activity. The transcript has 2 exons. NCBI's taxonomy places the organism in Eukaryota, Viridiplantae, Streptophyta, Magnoliopsida, Solanales, Solanaceae.
AUGGGAAGAGCGAAAAUCAACAUGGAAUUUAUUCAAGAUCAUAAGAAUAGGAAGUCAACUUUGGUGAAGCGAAAGGCUAGCUUAGUCAAGAAAAUCUCAGAGCUCGUGAUACUUUGUGGCAUCAAAGUAUGCAUGAUCAUAUACGGAGGAAUUACUGAUCAAGAUACUUCUCAACGAGUUCAAAUAUGGCCCAAUGAUCCAAAAGAAGUUGACGAGCUGAUAAAUCUCUACAAGAACCAACCACUCACAUGCCGGAGCAAAAGGGCUACGACUUUUUCCAACUUCUUCGAAAACCAAAGGAAAAAUCCUGAGAUCAAAGUAGAAAAGUACCCUACUUGGGAUUCAAGAUUCGACUAUUUAUCUGAAAAAGAAUUGCAAAAUCUUGCUCGUGUUCUUGAGAAAAGGAUAGAGGAUGCAAAAGGAAAAGCCGAAUUCUUGAAGAGCACGACUACUAGAAACUCCUCGUUACUUUCUCAUCAAGAAAUAAGGGACUACACCGAGCUCAUGAACAACAACUACAACAACUUGAUGAACCAAGCUACUUCUUUGUGGCCUUCUAUCAACUACAACUUCUUUCAAGCAAAUAUUCAAAGUGGUGUGGGCACGGGGAUGGAUAUUCAACCUCUUACCAUUGAUGAUUAUCAGUUUGAGGAUGCAGAUUAUUCUAUGAAGAUUGAGGCAGAAAAUUGGUUGGCGAAUAAUGGGAUUGGUUCAAGUUCAACAAUAAUGGCGCUAUGCCAAAUGAUCCUGCAGAAUAGCUCCAUACAUGACAAAUUCACAGGCAAAUCUUUGAAUAUGUAUCAGGUAAACCUGUUUAUGUGCAAUAACUUGCAAAUCACACCAGAGAUGUAA